This is a messenger RNA of Musca vetustissima, 1455 nucleotides long. Its product is annotated as monocarboxylate transporter 6-like. The record is from RefSeq and is a predicted model, not a curated record. The transcript has 5 exons. Gene Ontology annotation, molecular function: monocarboxylic acid transmembrane transporter activity. Bases 1 to 1455 code for a protein of 484 amino acids. Lineage: Eukaryota; Metazoa; Arthropoda; Insecta; Diptera; Muscidae. Gene Ontology annotation, biological process: transmembrane transport; monocarboxylic acid transport.
AUGUCUGACGAGCGGGAAAAUCUAAAUUCAGCAAAAAAUGAUUCAAUCACCAAAACCGAACAGAUUCUAACAACAUCAAUUCAAACAAAGAAAAAACGAAAGAACAAAAGUGAUUUGGGAGAGAAUUUUGUUGCACCUGAUGGUGGCUGGGGGUGGUUUGUGAGCAUUGCCAGUGGUGCGAAUACCUUAGUAACAUUUGCCACAGCUCAACAGUUCGGUAUUAUAUUUCGUGGACAUUUGGCUGAUUUGGGUAUAACCAGUUCGCAGCUUACCACAAUUAUCAAUACACAAUUGGCAGUUUCGGCUGUAUCGGGAAUAUUCAAUGGAGCCUUAUUCCGUCGCUUUACCUAUCGACAGGUUGCCUUAUUGGGUUCCCUUUUAACAUUUGUUGGUUUAUUUGGCUGUGUUUUUGCCAAUACAUUUCUGUUUUAUUUGUUUGCAUAUUCCGUUUGCUAUGGAUUGGGACGAGGAUUUGUUAUUUCGGCUUCAGCAUUAGCUAUAAAUAUAUAUUUUAAGAAGAAAAGACGCGCAGCGGCCUCAUAUCAAUUUGGAGUGGCGGCCCUGGGACCAAUAAUACUGCCGUAUGUGGCCACGUAUCUGUUAAGCAGUGUGGGAGUAAGAUACACAGCUUUGAGUUUUGCUGCUCUCUCUUUGAACACGAUACCUUUUUCAUUGGUUUAUCAGCCAGUAAGAUGGCAUGUUAAGAAGCAAGAUAAAGACGAAGAAUCUUUGCGAAGCAAAUUCGAAAAAAGUAAAAAGGUUAAUGGGCGCCCACAUUCCGAGGUCAAUGAAGCAAAUGCAAAGAAAAAAUCACCUCUAAUGAAAAUAGUUAAGUUCUUCGAUUUGGAUUUACUGCGAGAUCUGAGCUAUCUCAACUUAUCCAUUGGCUUGACAUUAAUAAAUUUCGCUGAAAUUAACUUUGCCAUAUUGACACCUUUCAUAUUGUCCGAUUUUGGUUUUGAGAAUGAUCAAAUAGCCUUGGCUAUGUCUUUGCUGGGUCUUUGUGAUCUCAUUGUACGAUUUUUGGUACCUCUCAUAACAGCCAAAGUAGAAUUGGGCAAUAAAGUACUAUUUGCCAUUGGACUUUUGGGAAUGUGUAUUGGACGUGUUGUGCUUUCCUUCUCCAUAACAUUCGACCUGAUGAUUGCCACAUUCCUAUGGCUUGGCAUAAGCAAAGGAUUCCGUACUGUAUUUUGGUCGCUGAUUUUACCGGGAUAUGUACCACUCAAACGAUUGCCGGCUGCUGUAGGAUUACAGAGAUUAAUGUCUGGGAUUUUCUCUAUGGCAUGCGGUCCUAUUAUCGGUCUUAUGCGGGAUAAAACCAGUUAUUCGACUGUAUUGAACUUUUUCAAUAUUCUCUGUGUUCUGGCUUUAUUUAUGUGGUUUCUGGAAUCCAUAAUUCGCCGGUGUGGCAAAAGUAAAAUGUUAUCAGACCCUAAAAACUCCAAAAACUAA